Messenger RNA from Alternaria incomplexa, 1935 nucleotides. RefSeq lists its product as uncharacterized. The record is from RefSeq and is a predicted model, not a curated record. Gene Ontology annotation, cellular component: nucleus. Gene Ontology annotation, molecular function: methyltransferase activity. Bases 1 to 1935 code for a protein of 644 amino acids. Lineage: Eukaryota; Fungi; Ascomycota; Dothideomycetes; Pleosporales; Pleosporaceae. The transcript has 4 exons.
AUGUCGUCAACACGACCCUACAUGGUACUCGACGAAGAUGACGAGAAGUGGAACGACAAUGAGAGCGACAUCGAGUUGCUUGACUAUGGGAAGAUGAACGAGCUGGGCAUGGUCCUACGUCUUGAUGAAGAUGACACUACAUUACCUUUUGUCGCUGGAAUGGUAGACACCGAAAUCGAAGAUGUCCUACGAGUACGCGACUGUAUGCUGACCAACAAACCCUACCCGUUUCUCAGCUUCCGAUCCGACGGUUGUGCUGCAUGGCCGAAUAGUAUGAGUAAGGACGAAGUCAAGCGACAAAUCUUCCACGGAGGUAGGCUCAUUUGCCGUGUCGUCAACGUUCUCUACAUAAGUGGCACAAGGACAAAGCCAUAUGGAGGCGUCGUCCGUCAUCUAUAUACCCACGAGGCGGAUGCGACUGCGACACCAGCUCAAAUUUCGGAUCCCGGUAAUUCUCGCCAGACUUCAAUAUCGGUAGAGGAAACUGAAGAGGAAGGAUACGUUGUCGUGAACCAGACGCCUUCUGCAAAGAAGCGGCGUGCACGCGAGGACUCUCCUGACUUCGAGGUCUUGGAACAAGAGCCAUCAAAGCGAAAGAGUCAGCACCCAUCGAAGCAGGGCCGUUUAGUGUUCGGAGACGUGUUCUGUGGAGCUGGGGGUGCCAGUCAAGGCGCUGCCCAAGCUGGCUACUAUGUGCAAUGGGGUCUCGACAAUGACGAACGCGCGCUUGCUGCAUACCGCCUAAACCAUCCUGGUGCGUACGCAUGGAAGAUGAAUGCACAUGAUUUCCCGCCGAAGGGUAUCAGCAAAGAGAACUGGAAAGUUGACGUACUACACCUCUCGCCCCCUUGUUGUUACUGGAGUCCCGCACAUACUCACGAUGGACCCAAAGAUCAAGAGAACUAUGAAGCCAUCUACACCGUUGGUCCGAUUCUUAAGGAGGUCAAACCGCGUGUCGCAACACUUGAGCAAACCUUUGGCCUCGCAACUCACGAGCAACACAAGAGAAACUUUCUCAUGCUCUUGAACGAUAUUGGCCAAGCCGGUUACGAUGUGCGCUACAAGAUUCAGGACUUGAGUCAAUUCGGUCUCGUACAGAAGCGCAAGCGUUUGCUCAUCAUCGCUGCAAGACGGGGUACGCCCCUACCUCCCUUCCCAAAGCCCACGCAUGGCGCUUCAGGAAGUGGACUAAAGCCCUUCGUGUACAUCGACGAUGCCCUCACGCACAUUACCCGCCAAGGCAGGCGAGCUAUGAACGACCCCUAUCAUCAACCCAAGUGGUUUCCCAUCCCCCGAGCAGCCUAUAAUCCGCGAACAUUCCUCCAAGGCUGCAUCACCACUGGCGGCACAACAGCUUGCCAUCCCUCCGGCAAACGACACUUCACACCUCGCGAACUCUCUUUGUGCCAGAGCUUCCCAUAUGUGUAUGAAUUCACCGGUGCCCAGGGCGAGGCCAAGAAGCAAAUUGGAAAUGCAUUCCCACCAAUUAUGGCACAGGCAAUGUACCAGACCAUUGCACAGACUCUAGAAGCCUUUGAAAAGGGCCUUAUCGGAGCUGAAGAUGAUCUCUCUGACCUGGAUGCCAUUCUGAGACCUAGCGGUGAGAGCGUUCCUCAACAGCGACGGCUGGACAGCUUCACCGGAAGCGCAACCCCCCACAGACCUUCUCGGACUGCCAGCUCUAGGAUGGCGAGGGCUACUGAGUCGCGAACUGCAUCGCCUUCCACGCGCCAUAGGGCAGAGUCGAUGCAACCACGACGUAGGAAUGCAAGCGGCUUUCCGUCUUUGAAUCUCCUCGAUGGGGUUCUGGAUGGCAUCAGUAAUUUCGCGAACAGGAGCACCGCUUCCGCCAGCAGGUCCACCAGACGACGUCGCGAGCCUAGUAUUUCAGGCGACGAUGACGAAGUUAUCUAUAUCCCCAGCGACAGCGAAUGA